AUGGCAGCGACACUGAAUAACGGUGACGCGUCACACGCGCCCAUUGAGGUCUCCUUUCCGCUGCCAAAAGCUCCGCAUACGAACAUCCACCUCCAGCUUACCGACAAUGGCCCUAACUUGCUGCUGUUUCUCACCUCAGCUUCCCCCGAAUCACCGUCCGCGUCCCCUCUAGGGUCUUUUGUGUACGCUAUGCCAAAUGCAGCAUCACCAAGCAACACUCUGAGCACACCACUGUUCACACACGGAGCUACUCUCGAUUUCACGACACGACUCUCGAAAUUACUCGCUCGCAAAACAAACAAGCCAGCUUAUGUAGGAAAUUCCAUAAGCUUCGUCAGCACUGGUAUGGGUGGUACGGUCGAGGAAGAGAUGGAAGGCUUUCGGAGAGUUGUCGAGGUCGUCAUGGGAUUGCUCGACAAGGAAAAGGAUAACGGGACCGCCUCAUAG
This is a messenger RNA of Parastagonospora nodorum SN15, 447 nucleotides long. RefSeq lists its product as hypothetical. The transcript is spliced from 2 exons. Bases 1 to 447 code for a protein of 148 amino acids. The record is from RefSeq and is a predicted model, not a curated record. Lineage: Eukaryota; Fungi; Ascomycota; Dothideomycetes; Pleosporales; Phaeosphaeriaceae. Gene Ontology annotation, biological process: proteasome assembly.